AUGUCUGCGGAGGUGGAGUCUGUACCUCACAACGGGAGUUUGGAAGGCGAAGACUCACCUCAUGCCCUGAACGGUGAUGACGCGUCAGAGGACGAUGGAGAUCUCUUCGGCGAUGAUGAUGAAGAGCUGGACCAAGUACAAAAUGACCCGCACCGAAAGCUCGACGAUUCCGAACUUGACUCUGGCGAUGACGAAGGCCGAGCAGAUCGGCUUGCAGCAACCGUGGAGGAUCAUGAGGCAAUGUACGAAGAGCAGAAACAGUUGAAGCUCCUAGACGUGGACAUGGCCAGAAUCAAACCACCGGAGGGACAAGAGCUCUACUUGCUCAACAUGCCACCCUUUCUCGGCAUCAAGCAUCGCAACUUCGUCCCUGCCACCUAUGAACCUCCCAAACAACCCCACGAUGGGCGCGAUCCAGAAGUCGACCCAACGGCCAAAUUUUCCCCCUUCUCCACCGCAGCAAGCACCAUAUUCUGGCGUCGCGACCCCAAGGAUCAAGAGUCCUUACAAUCAAACACUCGCAUCAUUCGCUGGUCGGACGGGAGCUUGACGCUCCAGAUUGCUUCAUCGCCCAAGGAUCAUUACCGAAUAUCCACCACAGCUCUUAGACAGGAGUGGCCCAGGACAUCGGGAUCAUCUCAGGCAGCCUAUGAUGCGAACAAAGACUCACAUAACUACCUGGCAGCACCGCAUGCGACAGCUGGAGUUGACCUGCAGAUAAUAGCACCGUUCGACGCGUCGAUGAAGAUUCAACCAACAGGAGACCUGGCAGACGAAUCUGUUCUGAAGCUUCAACAAUCGCUUGCCGCGGCCACACAAAUGCACGACCCAUUGGCCAGCCUGAAACAAGUCAAAGAAGACCCGGAGCUUGCUAAGAAAGCGGCGGAGAUGUUCGAGAAGGAGCGGUCACGGGCCAGUCGCAAACGCGAGGCCGCCGAGGAUCGUUUGCUGAUGCGCAGAGAUCGUGUGCUCGGCCGUGCAGGAAUCGGACGUCUUGGUGGGGCAGGCCUCAGCGUGGCAGGGCUCGAAGACGAUGACGGCAUGCCCCUGGCUCGUGGCAAGAAGAGCACCAACGCCCGACGCCGCAGAGCUAACCGCCGCGGUGACAUUUAUUCGGACGACGAGGACGAGAACAUGCCGCGCAGCCGGGGCCGUGAGGAUGAGUACGAUCGCGAAGACGACUUCUUGGCUGCCAGUGACGAAGAGCCCGAAAUCUACGAAGAUGGCGAUGCGGAGGAGGUUGAGGCCGAGGAAGACGAUGAUCCAGAUGUGGAUGACCUGGAGAUCGAAGGGCGCGAGACAGUCAUUGAGAACCGUACCCGCGGCGGAAACGAGCGUGACAGACGGGAAAGGGAUCGUGACAGGGCCAGAGACCGAGAAUCCACGCCGAAGCGUGCCGCCAGCGACGACGAAGGUGGAGCCGACCCUGCUCCAGCGGGCACGCCGCAAGCCCGGAAGAAGAGACGUGUUAUUGACGAUGACGAGGAUGAGGAGUGA
Messenger RNA from Capronia coronata CBS 617.96, 1497 nucleotides. RefSeq lists its product as uncharacterized. Gene Ontology annotation, biological process: positive regulation of transcription elongation by RNA polymerase II; transcription elongation by RNA polymerase II. The transcript is spliced from 3 exons. The coding region runs from base 1 to 1497 and encodes 498 amino acids. The record is from RefSeq and is a predicted model, not a curated record. NCBI's taxonomy places the organism in Eukaryota, Fungi, Ascomycota, Eurotiomycetes, Chaetothyriales, Herpotrichiellaceae. Gene Ontology annotation, cellular component: Cdc73/Paf1 complex; nucleus. Gene Ontology annotation, molecular function: RNA polymerase II C-terminal domain phosphoserine binding.